GCACUUUAAAAGAGAUUGAGGAGCUUAAAUUGUCGGUGGCCAAGUUGAAGUUGCCCAAGGAACACUCUCCGCGCAUCUAGAAGCCAUGUCCAAGAUCAAGAAGUUCUUUUCGCGGAAGAAGGAGGAGGCUGCUGCCUUUAAACUCAAACUCACGGGCAGCUCGAUGGGCGCAGGUCAUAAGCUGAAUUCCACCAAGACGGAGGCUCCUUCAAGUAGUUCUCGUCAAAAGUACGAGGCCUAUGUUCCACCAAAGCGAAACGAUUUAAGUAACGAGGCCAGGGCAGCGGCCAAUGCUGCACUGGCUCGCAUUGAUAAGAAGACAUCCAGGGAAUUUAACACCUCGUUGUCGGCGGUGAAGGCCCAGGCUAAACGGGAACUGGAGGCGGAGCGUCGGCAAAAGGAGGAGGCGGAGGCCACGGCCUCUACCAUCAGUACAUCCACUUCUUCUUCCGGUGGUGACAACCGUAACCUGGCCUGCGAGGGCGUCUUUUUCCGCUGCCCCAUGAUCAGCGAGGAAGUUUUACCCAAAAGCGUGUGGAAGGCCCGCAUCAAGGAGUUCCUGUACCAGCAGCUGGAGGGGGAUCGCGGCCUCACUGGCUGCCUCAUCAUCCACAAUUGCAAUGUCAAGGAGAAGGCCGACGAGUGCAUUGCCACUCUUAUUAGAUAUCUGGAGAACCUUAUCAAGAAUCCCGAGGAGGAGAAAUUCUGCAAGAUUCGCAUGUCCAACAAAAUCUUCAGCGAAAAGGUGCGCUACGUGGAAGGUGCCCUAGAUGUCCUACAAGCAGCCGGCUUCAGUGAGGUCAAGAUCGAUGAGGAGCAAUUCCUGUUGUGGACCCGAGAGCAAACGGAACGGGAUCUCGACUUGCCCACGCUGGUGGAAGCGCUCAAGAACUCGGAGACCAUUCCCCUGGAGCUGGACAGGAAUAUCAAGGUUCUACUUCCAUCGCAAGCAAGGCGUGUUGUGCUACCCGACGAGUUCUAUCGCCUGGCACCGGAGGAGAUCAAGAAGGAGCAGCAGUUGCGUUCGGAGGCCAUUGCCCAGUCCCAGAUGCUGAGGACCAAGGCAAUGCGGGAGCGUGAAGAGCAGCGCAACUUGCGUAUGUAUCGAUACGCUUUAGUCAGGGUUAAAUUUCCCAACGGACUCUUUAUUCAAGGCACUUUCAAUGUUUAUGAGAAAAUAGCCGAUGUGUUUGAGUUCGUGCAGUCUUGCCUGGCGGAUGAGAGCCUGGAUUUCAGCUUGGUGGCCACCAGUGAGGGCAAACUAGGCGAAGAAGACCUCGAAAAGACUCUAUUCGACUGCAAACUCAUUCCCAACUCCUUGCUGCUGUUCAGUGCAAACGGAGUGUCCGCUUCCAUAGAAGCGGAUCUAAACUACUUAAAGGAAGAUCUUCUGAUGCUGGUGCAGGCUAUGUAGAGGUGAUCUACCAUCUAAUCAGCGGUCUUGUCCUUACAUUAUAACGGAGCUGUUGUUAUUUAUUACUUUCAAAUCUAUUAUUCAAAAUCAAUUAUAACGCACUUUUGAAAAAAAAAGAACGUGCUUUCAAACAAUUCAA
Messenger RNA from Drosophila biarmipes, 1553 nucleotides. It is a transcript of the gene Gint3, whose product is annotated as UBX domain-containing protein 6. Gene Ontology annotation, cellular component: cytoplasm. The coding region runs from base 86 to 1414 and encodes 442 amino acids. Lineage: Eukaryota; Metazoa; Arthropoda; Insecta; Diptera; Drosophilidae. Gene Ontology annotation, molecular function: protein binding. The transcript is spliced from 4 exons. The record is from RefSeq and is a predicted model, not a curated record.